Fundulus heteroclitus (mummichog) is the source of this 4899-nucleotide messenger RNA. Its product is annotated as zinc finger and BTB domain-containing protein 5. The record is from RefSeq and is a predicted model, not a curated record. Gene Ontology annotation, cellular component: nucleus. The transcript is spliced from 4 exons. The coding region runs from base 534 to 2717 and encodes 727 amino acids. NCBI's taxonomy places the organism in Eukaryota, Metazoa, Chordata, Actinopteri, Cyprinodontiformes, Fundulidae. Gene Ontology annotation, molecular function: RNA polymerase II cis-regulatory region sequence-specific DNA binding; DNA-binding transcription factor activity, RNA polymerase II-specific; protein binding. Gene Ontology annotation, biological process: regulation of transcription by RNA polymerase II.
GAGGAGAGGUCGUGGACUCGGAAGUGAGCCGCAGCGCCCCCUUGUGAGUCUGGCCGGUAAAACCGUCUGAGGAGAGAGGAAAUUGUUAGAAAUCUUCGCACGCGCGUCUGUCCGCCGACAGGACCGAUGGUUAUGAUGCUGUCUAUGAACGUGGCCUGCUGCCAGUGAGACACCCCCCCCCCCUCCUCCUCCUCCUCCUCCAGGGUUGAACCCAUGGUCAACGUGACAGCGCUCCCAGACACACGGUGCCUGCGUACACCGGCCGGGUCAAAGGCUGCGAGGAAGUGGACCACGGCGAAGGGGACGUGUUGUCGGACGCCGCGGAGCAAACGGCAGACGCGUCUGAGGGGACAGAUAGUGGAGGACAGGUCUGGGCCCGGAGCAGCGGCUCUUCCCAGGGAGCAGUAUGCCUCUGUUGCUAGCAGGCUCCUUGCUGGGCUACUGUUAGCUAGGCUAAGCCUCUCCUGCUCCUGAACCGGACUUUACUCUCCCCCCUGAAGCCCGCAUUUCAAAGACAAAUCCCUGUAAGGGCCAUGGACUUCCCCGGCCACUUCGAGCAGAUCUUCCAGCAGCUCAACUACCAGCGCAUCCACGGCCAGCUGUGCGACUGCGUCAUCGUGGUGGGCAGCCGGCACUUCAGGGCCCACCGCUCGGUGCUCGCCGCCUGCAGCACCCACUUCCGGGCGCUGUUCACCGUCGCCGAGGGAGACGCCAGCAUGAACAUGAUCCAGCUGGACAGCGAGGUGGUGACGGCGGAGGCCUUCGCCGCUCUGGUGGACAUGAUGUACACGUCCACGCUGAUGCUGGGGGAGAGCAACGUCAUGGACGUCCUGCUCGCCGCCUCGCACCUGCACCUGAACAACGUGGUGAAGGCGUGCAAACACUACCUGACCACGCGCACGCUGCCCCUGUCCCCGUCGUCGGACAGGCCCUCCCAUCACCACCCGCCGCAGGAGCAGCAGAGGCACAGGCCGGCGCCGCAGCAGCAGCAGCAAACGGCGGACUUGGCAGCCGGCGCCAGCCUCACGGCGUCGGCGGCCACGUCCAAGCUGCAGCGCUCCUUCUUGCUGCAGCAGCUGGGACUCAGCUUGGUGAGCUCUGCGCUGGGAGGCAUGGAGGAGGACGCGGUGGGAGGCAGGGCGGUGGAGCAGAGGGCCGCCUUCCCGAUACGGCGCUUUCACAAACGCAAAGCUCUUCCGGGGAUGGGGCUCUCCGAGGAAAGGCCCAGACAGAGGCAGCGGCCCUCCGCCCCCAGCCGGGGACUCCUAGGAGAGAGCGGGGUCGGCGCAGAAAGGGAGGAGCGAGCGCUUCUGUCGCCAGACUCCCACAAGAUGGGGGACGAGUCCAAGCCGGACGGCGCCAUGGCGGGGUUGGCGCCGGCGGCCCAAGACGACCCCCAGAUGCCGAGCCAGUCGGACAGCGGGCACUGUGAGGAGGAGAGCCUGGUGGGGAGGAUGCAGGGAGGGGUGGGCAAGGAGGAGGACAUCAGCGAUCACGACCACCAGGACGAAAGGGUGGGGGUGAAGAUGAAAUCGGGGACGGAGGAGGAGGAGGCUGAAGAAGAGGAGCAGAAGGUGGUGGUCAAACGAGAGCCGCUCAGUUCGCCCGAGCCAGCGGACGAACACAGCGACGUGACGUCCCAGGCGGAGGGCAGCGACCCGGCCGAGCCGGGGUGCCAGGAGGAGGAGGAGAAGGUGGAGCUGAGCCCGGAGAGCAGCGACCGCAGCUUCACCUCCGAGCCGCGGUCCGGCUCGCAGCUCCUCCUCAAGGGCGGCCUGGCAGCGGGCGCCGGGGUCGCGGCCGCCUUCGGCUGCGGCGGCGGUCUGAGCAGCAAAGCCGGUUUCGGUAUCCCCAGCUUCCUCGGACCGAAGGAUUUCAGCAGCGGCAGGUCGGGGUCGGCCGCCGGGGAGGACGCCCUUCCCAACACGACCACCGGAGACGCGGUGGCGCACCCUUUUCUCCUCAGACAGGACGCGGCUGCCGGCCCGGGCUCUGCCUCGGCGUCGGUGCUGCCGCCCGGGGCUGAGGGCAGAAACGGCUUCGGACACAACCUGCAGCCCGAUUCUCUGUUCCUCCACCCGCUGCACGACGGUUUAGGGAACCCGAGAGGCAGCGCAGGGGGCGGCGGGGGAGGACGCGGAGGGGUGGAUCCCUUCUCCCUGGACUUCCAGCGCUCCAGUUUGGGCCUUCACUCGCUGGGCCGGCCCUCACGGGGAGCAGGAGGGGCAACGAGUGCGAGCGCUCUGGGUUACCAAAGCUACAGGCGCAUCGCCCCGAAAAUGACAGGCGGGAUGGGAGGAGAGGAGGCGGCAGGUGGGACGGUGCAGGACGCCUCCUCCUCCUCUUCCUCGAGCCUAGCCGGUCCCCUGCUCCUCAACGAGAGCGGAGGCUACGAGGUGAACGGCGGCAGGCCCACCUCCCUGCCGCCCCAGCUCACGCGGGCGUCGGCCGACGUCCUGUCCAAGUGCAAGAAGGCGCUCUCGGAGCACAACGUGCUGGUGGUGGAAGGGGCGCGCAAGUACGCCUGCAAGAUCUGCUGCAAGACGUUCCUCACCCUGACCGACUGCAAGAAGCACAUCCGGGUCCACACGGGGGAGAAGCCCUACGCAUGUCUCAAGUGCGGCAAGCGCUUCAGCCAGUCCUCGCACCUUUACAAGCAUUCCAAGACCACCUGUCUGCGCUGGCAGAACAGCAACAUGUCCAGCGCCCUGCUGUAGAGGGGCUUCAGGGGGGUCAACGAGCGCGGCGGUCGCUGAUGCGCUUCAGUUUUAAGGCCUGGAAAUUCACACAUUUUCCUCCCCCUCUGCCACAGUUAUUGGAUCUCAUGCUCUGCUUUCCCCGUAGAAAUCAGCCCUGGCCUCAGGCCAAAGAGAAGGACGAUGUUCUUAUCAACGAUCAACCUGUUACAUAAGGCUAACCCGUUUUAUUCUUAAAAAAAAAAUGUAUAGCUUUGAUUCAUUUCACUGUGUGCCGCAUACCGUCCUUCGUUCUUCUUGGGCUUAAAUAUCAGGAAUAACUCCUUGAAAACUAGUUUAAAAAAAAAUAGAAAUCUGGAUCUGUUCUGAUGUGAUGUUUGUAAGAUUUUAAUGGUGUGAGGGCUCCGCAUCAGGGACUUAAAACACCCCCACCCAUCAUCAUAUCCGUCCUUACUGUAAGUACACGCUGACUGAGCCUUGCCGCGCGCACAGCCGUCUGCAGGCCUCUGAUUGGUGGCUCGCAGAGAUCUCCCGCCUUCUGAACCUUCUCAUGCCGCUAUUCCGCCCUUCUCAUUGGGACUUUAGAUGAAGUACCAGGCCAAUGAAGUGCACAUUUGUGAAAGGGAAGGAAAACAAGGCAACGCUUUUUAGCAGCUUUUACUCAUGACGAUGUGGCAUGCGUUAAUUUUCCGCCCACACCAGUUAAUUAUAAAACCUUUAUUCCAGCGCAGCUCCGGACGAAUGUUUUGGGAUUGUCAUACUGGUGUGUUGAAGCUUUUCUUCCUGGCCUCCAUCCAUCUUCCCCCUCCUGUCUAAGCAGCCUCCCUGUCCUCACCGUUUAGCCUCGUGUUUGCUGCAUGGCCUGUGGUGAACUGGAAGCAGUUCUUGUAGUUUUCUUUAUACAGCGGCUUUCUUUUUACCGCUCCUCCAUUAAAAUUUUAGACUCACCUGAACUGUGGAUUGCUGCAGCUCCUACGGCGCGAAUGUGGUCCUCCUGCCCAAUGACCGCUGGAGAUGCAGCUAUGGAUAAUGGAUGGAUGGAAAGUAAAGGAUGCCAACCAUAGUUGCACGUCACAAGUGUUAAAAAAAAACAUGCAGUUUUCCUUCCACUUCAGAAGUCUGCGCUACUUUGUGCUGAUCUGUCACAUAAAGUCCCCCAAAAAACACAUUUCUCCUCUUUGAGGAGAGCGUGAACAGGAGCGUUGAUACUUUUGGAAGGUGCUGAUGCCUGGACAUUAUAAAUGUGCUGCGUUUGUGUGCCAGAUAUAUGUGUGUACAUGAAGGGGAAUAUAUAUGAAGCUGCUAAAUUUAGCUGUUGACACAGCAGCAGAAAAUCGAAUCUAGUGUCUUUUGUCGCCCUCAGCUAGUAACAAGUGCAUUGUUAGCAGGAGAGAAAGUAAAGAGUGCUAGAGGUACUUCGUCAUCUCUUCGUAAUUGCUGAUAAAUUUGAAUACGUGUUUAGUUUUAAAAUAUCCAGUUAUGGUCAUUCAAGACAUCAAACUUUAUUUUUUGUAAAAAAAUAAAAAGAUUUUGUUGUUUUUUCACCAGGUUUUCUAUUUCAGUGCUGAUCAUUGAUCAGUUUGGGAAAUUAAAAACUUUACAUUUCUCUUUUUACACAUCUCUGCAGUUUGUCUUGGACAUAUUUACUUUAGAAUAAGUUGCACGGAGGGGGGAAGUAAUAAUAAUAAUAAUAAUAAUAAUAAUAAUAAUAAUAAUAAUAAUAAUAAUAAUAAAGAGAAGAUCAUUCAGUCAUAACAUAAUUACGCCUUUUUUUUUUAUUAAGGAGAGCCAAUAUAAAGCCCUGAACAUUAGUGCCAUUUCACAACUGGGUCUUGCAAGAAACCCAACUGUAAAUAGAUUAAUUUAGUGCCAGCAUUUUAGUUUACUUUGUUCUGACAAAAAAAAUGAUAAAAGUUCAGCUUUGACCCAAAUAAAACCUCACCAACACAUUAAAAAAGACUCUCCUGGUCACUGAUAUGCUCUUUAAUUAUAGAAAUGUACAUUUGUGUUGCUGGACAGAAGUUUAUCGCUUCUUUAAAGCGAUACUUUUAAAAAACAACGUAAACCCCACACAUUGAUGGUCAGUUUCACCACUUCCACCUCAAAUCACAGUAAUAUUUCUGUUUGUUACUUUACUAGAAGGGAUUUUAUGACACGUUUGUGUCUUAGUACUUGCAAUGUUAUCAAAAAUAUUUAGACAAAU